This is a messenger RNA of Drosophila eugracilis, 1705 nucleotides long. It is a transcript of the gene CAH7, whose product is annotated as putative carbonic anhydrase 3. NCBI's taxonomy places the organism in Eukaryota, Metazoa, Arthropoda, Insecta, Diptera, Drosophilidae. Gene Ontology annotation, cellular component: cytoplasm. The coding region runs from base 526 to 1437 and encodes 303 amino acids. The transcript has 4 exons. The record is from RefSeq and is a predicted model, not a curated record. Gene Ontology annotation, molecular function: carbonate dehydratase activity; zinc ion binding.
UUGGCGGUUUUAUUGCUCAAUCAACUAAAAUUCGGUUGAUGAUUUCCUUCGUGACGGGAAAAGCGCAAAAUUGAAAACCAAAAACCCACCGAAAAACCGAAAAAGAGCACAUAAAAACCUCCGAAUAACGUUGAUAUAAUUCCGUUUUCAAUUGUGUGAGUGCAGCGACGUUCGUGUAUACGGUGUGGGUGUGUGCCUUGUGUGCGAUUGUGUGCGUGUGCACAUUGCCGAUGCUCGUACCGCUUUUCAUUCUGUGCCUGACCGCCGCUGGGUUCCGUUCUUGGCCCGCCGUACGGAGGUUCCGUUAUAAAAGACGCGUGCCGCUCCACAACCAAUGGAGUUCGAUUCGAGACCGCAAAGGUUCUGUGUCCUGCCUGGCAGCCUCUAAAAAAUAAAAACAAUUUAAACAUUAAUAAUUGUAAAUUUGAAAGUGCUGUGCACUGACCCUAAGUGAUAUAACCAAAAAAACAAUAAUAUUUUGUGAUUUUUAAAGAAUAACUUUUUGACGAAAGUAAACCGUGUAAAAUGCAUUUCAUCGCCCUCUCUUUAAUAGUUUGCUGUUCUAUGGCCCUCAGCUGGGCCAACGAAUGGGGCUACCCGGACUUGGAGAGCAACCAGGAUGAGCCCUUUCCCAAAUGGGGCGGUCUUUGCGAUAGUGGCAAGAAGCAAAGCCCCAUCAAUCUGCAUGUCAAGGGUGCUCUGAAGGGCCAGUUUGAUCCUCUGAAGUUCGAGAACUAUGAUGAGCAUCAGAAGAAUCUGCAAAUGGUCAACAAUGGACAUUCAAUUCAACUUUCUGGCUUUGAUCACGAACUGACCCUGAGUGGUGGUGGUCUGGGUAGUGAUUACGUGGUGGAGCAGAUCCAUAUGCAUUGGUGGUCAGAGCACACGAUCAACGACAUCCGGUAUCCGUUGGAAGUGCAUAUUGUCCACCGAAACACCAUUUACCCCAACACGACCAUGGCAGCAAACUUCAAAGAUGGCAUUGUGGUCAUUGGAGUGCUGUACCAUGUGUCCAAUACACCCAACGAGGCCAUUGGCAGCAUCAUCAAGAGUUUGGGAGCUGUUAAGAGCUACGAUAGCAUGAACAAGCCUGUCGCGGUGGCAGAUUCCUUAGCUGUGGAUGAUUUGGUGCCCAGUGUGGAGAGCUACUUCACCUAUGCUGGCUCUCUGACUACACCAACUUGUGCCGAGGCUGUUACCUGGAUUGUACUGACCGAAACCUUCCCCGUCACCCUGGAUCAGGUUACUGAGUUCAAGGAAAUCGAGUAUGAAGAGGGCAAGCAGCUGCACAACAACUACAGGGAGCUGCAGAGUGAGAACAAUCGUGCUGUGGUUCUGGUUGAGCAGCCCGAGGAUCGCUCGGGGGCAACAGGACUCACUGCAUCCGUAUCGCUGACCCUAAUGCUUAUCCUGGCGGGCCAGAAGUUCCUGCUGUAGACUUAAGAUGGAUAUCCACGAAGUGAGAGAGCAGCCAAUGACAUACUCGUACCAAAGAAUCGUUCGAUACAACGAAUUUGUUUACCAAGUAAUAAUAUAUUAACAAUCCAAAAAAGAAAAAACCGGCGAAACAGGAGAGCAACGUCAGACCAGACAAUUUAUACUCAUUAAUUGUAAUGCAGAACAGAACAAGAAUUCAGCUAGUCAGUUUGUGUAAAGUUCAUUAAGUGCAAGGAUCACAGAUAAUAAAUGAAACAUUUUACAAGCA